Mustela erminea (ermine) is the source of this 7288-nucleotide messenger RNA. It is a transcript of the gene GRM4, whose product is annotated as glutamate metabotropic receptor 4. NCBI's taxonomy places the organism in Eukaryota, Metazoa, Chordata, Mammalia, Carnivora, Mustelidae. Gene Ontology annotation, molecular function: adenylate cyclase inhibiting G protein-coupled glutamate receptor activity. Gene Ontology annotation, cellular component: membrane. Bases 1157 to 3913 code for a protein of 918 amino acids. Gene Ontology annotation, biological process: regulation of synaptic transmission, glutamatergic; G protein-coupled glutamate receptor signaling pathway. The transcript is spliced from 10 exons. The record is from RefSeq and is a predicted model, not a curated record.
CUUUGGGAGCUCCGGCCUUCCGGCGGUGGAGGUGCAGGGUCGGGAGGGGGGCUCCCAGGUGCUCUCUCUUUAAAAGGCCAGCGGAAGCGCCGCGCGCUUGGCCCGCACUCGCCGCGCAAACUUGCCGGGCUGGGUUCACGUCUUCCCGAGUGCGGCAGCGGCAGUGGGCGCCGGGGCUGAUCGGCUGCGGUCCCCUCGCCCCCUCGUGCUCCCGGGCGCUCCCGCCCCCUCCCGCAGCCUCCCCUCUCCGCGUCUUCCUCGCUCCCCCUGUCUCUCGCUCGCUCUCCAGCGCGCUCUCUCGCUCGCUCUCAUUUUUUCCUGCUGCUACUGCUGCUGCUGCUGCCGCGGCGCCGCCGGGCGCCCGCAUCUCGGCCGGCCGCGCUCGCCGCUCGGCUCCCGUUCCACUCCCUUCCCCGCCCGGAGCCCCCGGCUGGACCCCGCUGCCCGGAGCCGCGUCGCCCGCUCCCUUCGGCUCGGACGCCGGGCUCGGCGGGGCCGGAGCAGGGCUGACUAGCCGGCUCGCUGUUGCCGGAGCAGCGGCAGAACGCCGCGCGCUUGGAGGCGGCUCCGGCCGGGCAGCAGCCAGCUCAUCCCCGCUGCGUCCCGGACUCCGGGCGGCUCCGCGCCCGGCUCGGUCCGCAGCGUCAGCGCCGUCCGCCGCGGCCCGGGCUCCCGGCAGCGCUAGCAGCCAGCCGCCGCCGCCGCCGCCUCUCUGCGCCCCCGGGGCAGGCGGGAGCGCAACCGACCCCUCGCCCUGGCACAGACCUUGCCGGCGCGCGGGUUGGUAGGAGGAGAGCAUUGGAGCUGUUUUCUCCUUGAUGCCAAGAUAUGUCAAACUAGGAGCAUUCUCUUUUCACACUCAUCCGUCAAGAACAGACCUGCAGGACGUGGGGACCAAGACUAGAGCUUUGCUUCUCCCUGGCCACUCCUGGCUGCCUGGGGGCAUGGCCCGUGACGGCAACUGAGCACUGCCUGAGUGGCAAGGAGCACCAGCAUGGGUUACCUGGUUGGCCGCCCUCAGCACCCCCGCUGCUGAAGCUGCCCCGGAGAGACUUUUGGGGGCUGCCCCACCCAUGCUGCUCCAGGCUGUGGGCCCAGGGGCCUGCCAAGGCUAGGAGUGGGGCCUGCCAUUCAUGGGUCUCUAGGGAUUUCCGAGAUGCCUGGGAAGACAGGCUGGGGCUGGUGGUGGGCCCGGCUGCCUCUUUGCCUGCUCCUUAGCCUUUAUGGCCCCUGGGUGCCUUCCUCCCUGGGGAAGCCCAAGGGCCACCCCCACAUGAAUUCCAUCCGCAUAGAUGGGGACAUCACACUGGGAGGCCUGUUCCCGGUACACGGCCGGGGCUCGGAGGGCAAGGCCUGCGGGGAACUUAAGAAGGAGAAAGGCAUCCACCGACUGGAGGCCAUGCUGUUUGCCCUGGAUCGCAUCAACAAUGACCCGGACCUGCUGCCCAACAUCACGCUGGGCGCCCGCAUUCUGGACACCUGCUCGAGGGACACCCAUGCCCUCGAGCAGUCACUGACCUUUGUGCAGGCGCUCAUCGAGAAGGAUGGCACGGAGGUCCGCUGUGGCAGUGGCGGCCCACCCAUCAUCACCAAACCUGAACGUGUGGUGGGCGUCAUUGGUGCUUCCGGGAGCUCGGUCUCCAUCAUGGUGGCCAACAUCCUUCGCCUCUUCAAGAUCCCCCAGAUCAGCUACGCCUCCACAGCCCCCGACCUGAGUGACAACAGCCGCUACGACUUCUUCUCCCGCGUGGUGCCCUCGGACACGUACCAGGCCCAGGCCAUGGUGGACAUCGUCCGCGCCCUCAAGUGGAACUACGUGUCCACGCUGGCCUCGGAGGGCAGCUAUGGCGAGAGCGGCGUGGAGGCCUUCAUCCAGAAGUCCCGGGAGGAUGGGGGCGUGUGCAUCGCACAGUCAGUGAAGAUACCCCGGGAGCCCAAGCCUGGGGAGUUCGAUAAGAUCAUCCGGCGCCUCCUGGAGACCUCGAACGCCAGGGCGGUCAUCAUCUUUGCCAAUGAGGAUGACAUCAGGCGUGUGCUGGAGGCCGCACGGAAGGCCAACCAGACAGGCCACUUCUUCUGGAUGGGCUCCGACAGCUGGGGCUCCAAGAGCGCCCCCGUGCUGCGCCUGGAGGAGGUGGCCGAGGGCGCUGUCACUAUCCUCCCCAAGAGGAUGUCAGUGCGAGGCUUCGACCGCUACUUCUCCAGCCGCACGCUGGACAACAACCGGCGCAACAUCUGGUUUGCCGAGUUCUGGGAGGACAACUUCCAUUGCAAGCUGAGCCGCCACGCGCUCAAGAAGGGCAGUCACGUCAAGAAGUGCACCAACCGAGAACGCAUUGGGCAGGACUCGGCAUAUGAGCAGGAGGGGAAGGUACAGUUCGUGAUUGACGCCGUGUAUGCUAUGGGCCACGCACUGCACGCCAUGCACCGCGACCUGUGUCCUGGCCGUGUGGGGCUCUGCCCACGCAUGGACCCCGUGGACGGCACCCAGCUCCUCAAGUACAUCCGCAACGUCAACUUCUCAGGCAUUGCGGGGAAUCCCGUGACCUUCAAUGAGAAUGGAGAUGCCCCUGGCCGCUAUGACAUCUACCAGUACCAGAUGCGCAAUGGCUCGGCUGAGUACAAGGUUAUCGGCUCCUGGACGGACCACCUGCACCUCAGAAUAGAGCGGAUGCACUGGCCGGGGAGCGGGCCGCAGCCACCCCGCUCCAUCUGCAGCCUGCCGUGCCAGCCGGGUGAGCGGAAGAAGACCGUGAAGGGGAUGCCGUGCUGUUGGCACUGUGAGCCGUGCACAGGGUACCAGUACCAGGUGGACCGCUAUACCUGUAAGACCUGCCCGUACGACAUGCGGCCCACUGAGAACCGCACGGGCUGCCGGCCCAUCCCCAUCAUCAAGCUGGAGUGGGACUCGCCCUGGGCCGUGCUGCCCCUCUUCCUGGCCGUGGUGGGCAUCGCUGCCACGCUCUUCGUAGUGGUCACCUUCGUGCGCUACAAUGACACGCCCAUCGUCAAGGCCUCGGGCCGCGAGCUGAGCUACGUGCUGUUGGCCGGCAUCUUCCUGUGCUACGCCACCACCUUCCUCAUGAUCGCUGAGCCCGACCUGGGGACGUGCUCUCUGCGCCGCAUCUUCCUGGGGCUGGGCAUGAGCAUCAGCUACGCGGCCCUGCUCACCAAGACCAACCGCAUCUACCGCAUCUUCGAGCAGGGCAAGCGGUCGGUGAGCGCGCCGCGCUUCAUCAGCCCUGCCUCGCAGCUGGCCAUCACCUUCAGCCUCAUCUCCCUGCAGCUCCUCGGCAUCUGCGUGUGGUUUGUGGUGGACCCGUCCCACUCGGUGGUGGACUUCCAGGACCAGCGGACGCUCGACCCCCGCUUUGCCAGGGGCGUGCUCAAGUGCGACAUCUCGGACCUGUCGCUCAUCUGCCUGCUGGGGUACAGCAUGCUGCUCAUGGUCACGUGCACCGUGUACGCCAUCAAGACGCGCGGCGUGCCCGAGACCUUCAACGAGGCCAAGCCCAUCGGCUUCACCAUGUACACCACCUGUAUCGUCUGGCUCGCUUUCAUCCCCAUCUUCUUUGGCACCUCGCAGUCAGCAGACAAGAGGCACAGGCCACCAGGAGCUGAAUCUCUGAAUCUCCACUGGGCUCUGCCAGCCCUGCAAACAGGUAGAGAGAGAGAGGGGUGGGGCCGCGGCGGGGAGUUGUGUGGGUACAGAGGUGUGUGUGCCUUCUUGUGCAUGGUUGGUGGUGGCUGGGUGGUGUGUGUAUCUGUGUGCAGGUGGCUGCGUUUGUGUACACUGGGUGGGGAUGGGCAGGUGUGUACAUUGAGAGCUUCACGGCUGGGAUGCAUGUGGGUGUGCAGACGAGUUGCAUGUGCCUGGCCAUGUAUGUGCAGAUGUGUGUGUGUGCACUUGUAGGUGCGUAUUCAGGUAUGUGUACAGAUAUGGAUGAAUGCGUCUGGGUGCCUGCAUACGAGUGUACCUAGGUGCAUGAAGGGAGUGCAUUUGUGUGUGUACACGUGCCCCCUGGCAUGAGUCUGAGUCACAUAUGAGCGCACAGCUGUGAGUUCAGGGAUGUGUGUGUGUGUGAAUGCAGAGAUGCAUGUGUCUAUGGGCAUGCGUGUCUGUGGGUAUGUGGGCGUGCCCAGGCUUGUGUGCACAUGUGUGUGCAGGGGCUCGUGGCGCCCAUUUCCCCAGCAGGCAGGUGGUGGCGCGGAGCGAAGCAGUCUGUGCUGCUGGGCUGAGCAGGUGGAUGGCUUUCCCCAUGCUAGCCCCAGUCGCCAGGGAUUAUUAUGGCCACCGUGCAGCACUACCCAGAGCCGGGCACAGCAUGCUUUCUCCACGGCAUGGGGUUCCCACUUAGCUGCCCUUGGGUGGGACCUAGCCACAGAGGCUGACCAGGAGGUGGGGAGGUUCAUUUCUCUGGUUUGUACAGAUUCUGAGGAUCUCUGUGGCCACUAGGAUCAGCCUGAGCCAAAUCGCGGAGCAGGUAGAUCUCCUCGGCACCCCCAGGCGGGCCCCUUGGACCCUCCGCCCAGCAGGCCUCACAGGGAAAUGGGAGACUCCUCAUCUCCCUCUACAGCAGCUCCUUUCUGUGCCCUUUGCCCCACCUGCGGUUACCUCUGUCCACGCCCAUCAGACCUAGCUCUGACAACCUCUUUGCUCUGGGGAGCAGCCACUUGUGAGGCAAAGUCAGGAUUUCUUGCAGAGGACAGAGGGUAGCCAGGGCCUGACCAGAAAGGGGGGCAGGAAUCCAGGCACCCCCAUCUGGAAGACAGGUUGGCUGGGAAACAAGACGAAAUCAGAUCCUGGAGGUCACCUCUCAGGCCACCGGCCUUGGAGGGCUGCAUCCGUACCUGGGCCUCAUCCCUGGGAGUUGGGGGUGUCUGUUGGGUUCUAGAGGUUUUAGAGGGCUGCUCCUUCUUUGAUAGAAUCAGCAUGCUACUACCUGUUGGUGACAACGUGCGCCUUCACACAGGGGGCUCUGGGACAACGUGUGAGCUGGUGGGAGGGUGGGAGUUCCAGACCCCAGAGCAUGGAGAGGGACUGGGGUGUGCAGCCUUACUUGUGCUUGCACAGGGCCGGCUGCCUCUCAGCCUGGGAUGGCUAGACGAGUCCCCGAAGCCCCUGCUGGAAGGGCAGGGCCCCAGCAGGUGGGGGCAGCUCGCUUAGGUUGGAUUGGUUUAUGCCCCAUCUUGUAUCUUUGCAAAAAGGUUCUAUUCUGAAAAGCAAAAGAGAACACCAAGGAUUGUACUGUUUUCCGCGUUCAGGGCUGGCCCUCUGGUUUUCAGGGCCUUAUGCAGAAAGAAAGUAAAAGCCCCUUUCUUGUUCAAAAAUGAUUCAGGAUUUAAGAUGGUGACAGCAGGGCAUGGAACCACAUGUGUGUCCCCUGGGCUCUUCUUCUGCCUGUGUUAGUGGGGGGGUCUAGCAUCCCACAGUGGCUCAGGACAGAGUGGAAUCUCGCCCCCAAAACAGGGCUCACUCUGUCCAGAGAGGGGGCCUCUAUCCCUGGUUCCACCAACUCCGAAUGGGCCCGAAUGUAUGCCCCACCCCCCAAUCAACAAAGUGUGGGCAGAGGGCCCAAGAUGGAUAUCUGACUUGGAAACACAACCCCGACACCCAAGAACCCCUAGUGUGAGAGGGGAGACUGCCCUCAGGGAGGCCCCGGUCUAAUGAGGGAGACGAACCCUCACCCAGGGAGCUCCCAGUUCAAUGGUGAAGGUCCUGAAAACAAGCAUCAUCUUGAUUAGCCCAGACCUUCAUCACUUUCCCCAUGGUGUGGAACCUGUCCGGCCCCCCCACUGCCAUCAGCCCCAUCUCAGGGGGCAGGAGAGGUAGCCUAUACCCUCCUACUGGCCAGUCAUGCUGGGAGGGAGUGCUGUUGCACAAGAGUGAGAAUAUGGCUUGCACGGGAGGACAGGAGAUGACUGUGUCAGAGGGGUGUGUGUUGCCUGGGGACCAGGCUCUCAUUUCCCUGGGCUUGUGACAGUUUCUGAACAGUGACAAAUAAAACCACUUCUCCACACUCCCAGUCUCCUUCACAGAGCUUCACAGUCUGGGUUUGGCUCACCUCGUGGGUUGGGAGAGGUAGCAGCUCUCAUCCCAUUGCACUGAUGAGUAAACUGAGGGCUAGAGAGGGCUUGAGACUCAGGGUCACAUCCCUCUUUCCUUUCAGACCCCAGGGCUUCUCCAGCCUCUCUCUCAAAGGACAGCUGGAAAGACAGCCUUCAGAUCCAGGUCAUGAAUCAUUUUUAGAGAAGGGCAGAUGGGACAGAGUAUGAGAAUGGGUGUCAUAGGGGGUCAGAUAGAGCUGGGGUUCAGGGAGAGCUUCCUAGAGGAGACGACACAUCAGCCAGGCCCCAAGGGAGGGGGCCCAGAUCUAGAAAUGGAAGAUUUAGGGGGUAGAACAUUUCUUGCCUUCCCCAUGCCCAGACCUGGGGGCUACAGCCCAGGUCUCCUCUGGCUGCACGGAGGUUGAGGGGGGCUGGCGGGACAGCAGAGGCCUGGAAGACUGGGAAGCGUGAUGGAGGAGGCAGGGAGGGGACCCCAGGGGGCAGUGGGAAUUGUCAGGCCCUGCCUGGAAGGCCCCGCUAUUGAAGAAUGGAUUAUCCGACACCCAGAUUAAUGGACUUUCAUUUUGCUAAACAUCUGUCACCGUUAGUGCUGGCGAGCGAGCGUGAAAUGGGCUUUGACUGUGCCGCCAUCGCCAUAUCUCACUGGGCGCUGUGGCUCCCGUGUCAGUGGCCUGCUCUGUCACUGAAUGGGGACCUGGUCGAGGGGCUGUGGCAUGGCCCCUGGGAGUUACCCCAAGGCACCAACAGAUGUUCAUCUCACUCCCAGCCCUGUGUAGCGGGAUGCUGCUGGGAGGGUCAGCUGUGGUUCCCUGAGGGCCCUUCUUUAGGGGUGCUCCCCCCACAUGGCAUGAAGCAGUGGGAAACACUUCCAUGUACGUACGUACCAUGGGCUGGGCAUUGUUGUAUAUAGGAUCACCAUUUACCAAGGCGUUUCAUGCUCAUGGCGGCCCUAUGAGGUGAGUAUUAUAGCAGCAUGCCCAUGUGGGGAAACUGAGGCACAGGGUGGGACUUGUCCAAGGUCACAGAGCUAGAAAUGGUGGAGUCAGGAUUUGAAUCCAGAGAGUCUGAUCUAAAGUCCCAGCUCAACACCACGACUCCCUUCUGCCCAGUCAGUGGGACAUGGGGCGGGACUCCCAGGGUCUGUCCCCCUUGUGUCUGUUCCUGGGGUCGGGACUCUGAGGCUGGGGCAGAGCUCUUUCUGACGCCGCCCCUGGCCCAC